Molecule: messenger RNA, 553 nt
Organism: Funneliformis geosporum
Lineage: Eukaryota; Fungi; Glomeromycota; Glomeromycetes; Glomerales; Glomeraceae
Source: the annotation of a GenBank genome assembly
AUAUAGACUUUUAGAGAAAAAUUGGUCUGCCAACAAACAAAAAGAGUACUAUACUUAUACCGAAUCAUUAAAAGCAAAUAAAGAUUCUGAAUUAAAAUUAAAAACUAUUUUGAUUGAACUAUCUGGUUCGAUGUUGGCUGCCUUUACCUUCCAGUAUUCAUCACCAAAUUACAACACUCAAUUAUCUGAUAUUCCUUACUUUACUGAAAUAGAUUCUAAUAAUAGAGUGAAGAAACGAAUAUCAUUAAACAAAUUGGAUGCAUCAAAGGUUAAUUCAAAUGGUGGUAAUAUCAACGAACAAUCAGAUGAUAAUUAUGAUCAAUUAACAGAUUCUGAUUCAGAAAGUUGUCUUAAUUUAUUAUUUUCAAAAUCAAUUAAGCAUAUUUCAGAAAGUGAUGGUGCUGAUGAUGAAAGUGAUGGUGAUUUGUUUUUAGGCAGAAAUGAAAGUAUAAAAUUUUUUUCAUUUGACGAAUAUAUGGAUCGUAAUAAAAAUAAAUCAGAAUCUAUUUGGAAAUUGAAAGAUGGUCGUUCAAUUGUUGAAGUUCUUAAUUGA